AUGAGUGGGGUUGUUGUUGAAUGUCUUUCUUUACCUGAACCCGGCAGGUAUAUCCAACCUCAUGAGUCUUCUGCCUUCUCCCCUUCUACUAACAUCCAGGUAUCACUGCACCAGGUCCUUCGCAACAGAGACGCAGGCCUUAACCCCCCUCAGGAACAGCAGCAGCAACAGCAGCAGCAGCAACAGCAGCAGUUAGGUGUAGGUCGCGUGCUGCAGCUAGAGAAUCUAUCUGAUGAUCUAAAAUCAAGGAUAAAAGCAGGAAAAGAUAUCCUCUGGACAACUGAUCUCGAUGUAGAACUCCCUGUUAAACUAGCAGAAAGCGGUCCUGCAGCAAUACCUCCGCAGACGACCGUUGAGUUCUUUGCCGAUUGCGUGCGCCGUUUUGGCUCUGACCCAGCGCUGCUGUUUGAGCCGCACUUCCCUCCCAGCAGCAGCAGCAGCAGCGGCAGGGGUAUUGAGGAGGAGGACGAUGGUGAUACACUUGAAAAUGCAAAGAAAAUGUUGGCAGUUCGAGAACAUCAACUGCAGCAGCAGCAGCAGCAAGAGCAGCAGCAGCAGAAGAAACGCAUGCUGCCAGGUGGGAGCCCCGUGCUGCAGCAGAUUGUGGUGUAUAGGGAUCGCGUACCUGCAGGGUUUGGAGAGGAAGGACCAGGAGGGGGUGGUGGUGUUGUUAUAGGGUUUGAUGAGUUUGUAUCUCUUGGUCGCAUGCAUGCCGAUAGUUCUUUAUCUGCAUGCAUGGAGCAUCAGAAGCCGGGGAGUUGCUGCUGCAUAGUAUACACCAGCGGGACCACUGGUCUCCCGAAAGGAGUAAUGUUAUCUCAUGACAAUAUAACAUGGACUGCAGGUUUAAUGGCACAACUUGUAUCUCUGAAGAAAGGGGAUAGGAUCGUAUCCUUGCUGCCUCUAUCACAUGUAGCAGCACAGAUCGUAGAUCUUGUUGCUCCUCUUAUCAUGGGCUCUGCUGUUUACUUUGCAAGACCUGAUGCAUUAAGAGGAACUUUGCUGCAGACGUUGUUAAAGGUGCGGCCUACAUGGUUCCUUGGUGUGCCGCGUAUAUGGGAGAAGAUCGAGCAGCGGUUAAAGGAAGUAGGAGCAAGGAGUGGUUCCUUACGUAAAAAGCUUGCUUCUGCUGCUAAAGAUGUUGGUUAUAAGGGGGGAGUUGUAUUUAUCUUUGGUAUCCUUUUUGAAAUUGUGAUCAUCACUUCUACAUUAGUUGUCUUAUCUUCUGCUGCAUCUAUUGCUGCUGCUGCUGCUGCUGUUGUGCACAGGUUUAAGAUUGGCAGUAUAGGCCAUUCGCUUCCCGGUACAGAGACGCUGAUAUUGAAUCCGAAUAGUGAAGGGGAGGGAGAACUUUGUUUUCGCGGGCGUAACAUUUUUAUGGGGUAUUUAGGGGAUGAUAAGGCCACACAAGAGGCAAUAGAUGCGGAGGGUUUUCUUCAUUCUGGAGACUUAGCCAAAAUUGAUAAUGAGGGUUUUAUUUUUAUUACGGGUCGUGUUAAAGAGUUGCUGAUUACAGCGGGAGGGGAAAAUGUUGCUCCUGUUCCCAUAGAAAGCACCAUUCGCCAAGAACUCCCCUUUGUUGCAAACUGCAUGCUUAUCGGAGAUAGAAAAAAAUUCCUCUCUGUUCUUAUUUGCAUUCAAACAGAAAAAGAUAAAAAUGAUGCACCAACACCAGUAUUAGACCCAGAGGUCAUUCGCAUGCUGCAGCAGCACGGAAGCAGCAGCAAAACCACCACCGAUGCAGCAAAAGACCCCAUUCUUAAUAAACUUAUCCUUGCAGGGCUCGAAAGGACCAACAAAAAGGCGGUCUCAAGAGCGCAGCGUGUGCUGGCUUGGCGUGUAUUGCCUACUGAUUUUUCUGUGCCUGGUGGCGAAUUGACGGCAACAUUAAAGCUGCGGCGGAAGUUUGUAGCAGCAAAGUAUGAAAGAUUUAUUGAGGAAAUGUACGAGGAACCCCACCCCCCGUGUCUUCAAAAUAACAACCCUACUGCCAAGCUCUAA
This is a messenger RNA of Eimeria maxima, 2001 nucleotides long. Its product is annotated as very long-chain acyl-CoA synthetase, putative. The transcript is spliced from 5 exons. NCBI's taxonomy places the organism in Eukaryota, Apicomplexa, Conoidasida, Eucoccidiorida, Eimeriidae. The record is from RefSeq and is a predicted model, not a curated record. Bases 1 to 2001 code for a protein of 666 amino acids. Gene Ontology annotation, molecular function: long-chain fatty acid-CoA ligase activity. Gene Ontology annotation, cellular component: endoplasmic reticulum; membrane.